Molecule: messenger RNA, 1781 nt
Organism: Spirodela intermedia
Lineage: Eukaryota; Viridiplantae; Streptophyta; Magnoliopsida; Alismatales; Araceae
Source: the annotation of a GenBank genome assembly
AUGGCCGCCGCCGUGUCUCCUGUCGGAGCCGUGAACUCCGUGAGGGUAGGUCCCUCCAAAUGCUUCUUGUUGCUCAGUUUUAUUUCUCAUUCUCUCGAAGCGGAGGGAUCAAGUGGGUUGUUUGACUGUGCAGCCGAGCCUCCGCAGCUCUGGAUCGGGACCGUCGACGCCGGCCUCCGCCUUCUUCGGCGCUAGCCUGAAGAAAGGGAGCUCUCCCCGGAACCAUGAGAGGAUCUCGACGGGGAGCAUCAGGGUGAUGGCAGCCGACCUCGACGAGAGCAAGCAAACCUCUGGGGACAGAUGGGGCGGGCUCUACUACGACACGUCGGACGACCAGCAGGAUAUCACCAGGGGGAAGGGGUUGGUCGACUCCCUCUUCCAGGCCCCCUCCGGCCAGGGCACCCACGACGCCGUCCUCAGCUCCUACGAGUACAUAAGCCAGGGCCUCCGCACGUACGGGCUCCAUCAACGACUUCCCCGAUUGUGUUGUCUACGUCAGUCUUGUAUCAGAACCUGAUGCUGACCAAGGGCCUAUCUUCUUCUUCCUUCGUCCUCGUGUUUCAGGCUGAACCUUGACAACACCAUGGACGGCUUCUACAUCGCGCCCGCUUUCAUGGACAAGCUUACCGUCCACAUCACGAAGAACUUCCUGAACCUGCCGAGCAUCAAGGUAGGAUUCUUUCGCCCCCACUGGUUCGGUGGAGAGGAUAACGGCCGGAAUGGGAUGGGUGCUGAUCUCGAAUCUCCGUCCGUGGUGGCAAUCUGACAGGUUCCCCUCAUCCUGGGUAUCUGGGGAGGCAAGGGUCAAGGGAAGUCCUUCCAGUGCGAACUCGUGUUCGCCAAAUUGGGCAUUAAGUGAGUCGAACCUCCCUCUGAUUUCAGCACCCGCGUUUUUUUCCGGGUGAGAGAUUCCCCUCUGAAAUUGGACCGCAAUGCAGCCCCAUCAUGAUGAGCGCUGGAGAACUGGAGAGCGGGAACGCCGGAGAGCCGGCGAAGCUGAUCAGGCAGAGGUACAGAGAGGCCGCCGACAUCAUAAAGAAGGGGAAGAUGUGCGCGCUCUUCAUCAACGACCUCGACGCCGGCGCUGGGCGGAUGGGCGGCACCACCCAAUACACGGUCAACAACCAGAUGGUGAACGCCACCCUAAUGAACAUCGCCGACAACCCGACCAACGUCCAGCUCCCCGGCAUGUACAACAAGCAGGAGAACGCCCGCGUGCCCAUCAUCGUCACCGGCAACGACUUCUCCACCCUGUACGCUCCUCUCAUCCGCGACGGCCGCAUGGAGAAGUUCUACUGGGCGCCCACCAGGGAUGACCGGAUCGGCGUCUGCUCCGGCAUCUUCAGAGCCGACAACGUCCCCAGGGAGGACAUCAUCAAGCUCGUCGACACCUUCCCCGGCCAGUCCAUCGGUGAGAAUGCUGCCCUCUCGCCCUCGUCCUGUCGCCUGACCUCGGCCGCCGGCUGACCCUUCUCCUUCGUCUUCCCCCUGAAGAUUUCUUCGGCGCCCUGAGGGCGAGGGUUUACGACGACGAGGUGAGAAACUGGAUCGUGGACAUCGGCAUUGAGAACGUCGGCAAGAGGCUCGUGAACUCGCGGGAAGGGCCGCCGACGUUCCACCAGCCGAAGAUGACCCUGGAGAAGCUGCUGGAGUACGGAUACAUGCUGGUCAAGGAACAGGAGAACGUUAAGAGGGUGCAGCUGGCCGACAAGUACCUCAGCGAGGCGGCUCUCGGGGACGCCAACGCGGACGCCAUGAAGACCGGUGCCUUCUACAGUUGA